UCUGUCAUCCAAGCCAAAGGUCACCUUGGUCAAUAAGUACAUAAAACCGAAACAGAUUCAAAUUCGGGAUAUUAGUAUUUGUUUUUUGGUGCGUAAAUUGUACUUUUGCUGCCUAUAAGACUCUUUUCCGAAGAAUCUCCGUGCAGGGUGUAUUUUAAUCCUCAAGCAUGGAUGGGACAACGCAGAGAUUUAUUGAAAGGGGUUCCCAUAAAGGGAAAGGACUUGCCGUAUUCACCAGCGGUGGUGAUUCCCAAGGAAUGAAUGCUGCGGUCAGAUCCGUGGUAAGAAUGGGAAUCUACUUGGGUUGUAAGGUGUACUUUAUUCGUGAAGGAUAUCAAGGCAUGGUGGACGGUGGUGAUAACAUUGAAGAAGCCAACUGGUCGUCCGUAAGCUCUAUUAUCCAUAAAGGUGGCACUAUUAUUGGAUCUGCCCGCUGUAUGGAUUUCAUCAAACGAGAGGGACGUCUCAAAGCUGCUUACAACUUAGUGACCCGUGGUAUCACUAAUUUGGUAGUAAUUGGAGGUGAUGGCUCCCUUACUGGUGCCAACCUGUUCCGACAGGACUGGUCAGGAUUACUGGAUGAACUCCUGGACAACAAUAAGAUUACAAAAGAUCAAAGGGAAAAGUACAGGCAUUUGCAUAUUGCCGGAAUGGUUGGCUCCAUUGACAAUGAUUUCUGUGGUACCGACAUGACUAUAGGUACCGAUUCUGCUCUGCACCGCAUUAUAGAAGCUAUUGAUGCCAUUGUUAGCACAGCUUACUCUCACCAAAGAACAUUCAUUAUGGAGGUUAUGGGCAGGCACUGCGGAUAUCUUGCUCUGGUCACGGCCCUGGCAUCUGAAGCAGAUUUUGUAUUUAUCCCUGAGCAGCCCCCGUCGGUAGACUGGAGCGUCAAACUUUGUGAUAAUUAUCUGGCAUUAGUGGCCGCUCUGGCGAGCGAGGCAGAUCAAGUAUUCAUUCCAGAAGACCCUGUUCCCAAUAAUUGGGUAGAAAAGCUUUGCAAAAGGUUACAACAGGAAAGGAAGUCCGGUCAGCGUUUGAACAUCAUCAUCGUGGCGGAAGGCGCUAUCGACCGGGAAGGCAAGCCGAUCACCGCUGAGCUGGUGAAAAAGGUUGUGGUGGAUAACCUGCAGCAGGACACUCGCAUCACCGUGCUGGGUCACGUGCAGCGAGGAGGGUCACCUUCCGCAUUCGAUAGAAUUUUGGGAUGUCGCAUGGGCGCCGAAGCUGUGAUGGCUCUGAUGGAGGCCACCCCCGAGACGGAGCCGUGCGUGGUCACCCUGGACGGGAACCAGGCUGUGCGGCUUCCACUCAUGGAGUGCGUGCGCCGAACCAAGGCUGUCUCUCAGGCUAUGGCUGACAAGAACUGGGAUCUGGCUGUGCAAUUGCGCGGGCGCAGCUUCGCUCGCAACCUGGAGACUUAUAAAAUGUUGACUCGCUUGAAGCCGCCCAAGGAAGCUUUUGAUGAGUCUGGAAAACCCGCUGAGGGUUAUACACUAGCGGUAAUGCACGUAGGCGCCCCGGCGUGCGGUAUGAACGCGGCCGUGCGUUCGUUCGUGCGAAACUGCAUCUACCGCGGAGACACCGUGCUCGGCAUCCAUGACGGCAUGGAGGGGCUCAUUAGUGGCAACAUUGUCAAGAUGGAGUGGUCCGACGUGACGGGCUGGGUGGCUCAAGGCGGCGCCUUCCUCGGCACCAAGCGCACGCUGCCCGGCGACAAGAAGGGCGAGAUCGCGGCACGCAUCAAGCAGUUCAACAUCCAAGGAUUGCUUAUCAUCGGUGGAUUUGAAGCCUACCAAGCGGGCUUGGAGCUAUACGAGUCCCGCAGCAAGUACCCCGAGUUUUGUAUCCCGCUGGUGGUGAUUCCCGCCACCAUCAGCAACAACGUGCCUGGUACCGACUUCUCUCUGGGGUCCGACACCGCUCUGAAUGAGAUCACUGAAAUUUGUGACCGCAUCCGUCAAUCUGCUCAGGGUACAAAACGUCGUGUAUUCGUCAUAGAAACUAUGGGAGGGUACUGUGGAUACUUAGCUACUCUGGCAGGGCUCGCGGGCGGUGCUGACGCCGCUUACAUUUACGAAGAGAAAUUCUCCAUCAAAGAUCUACAACAGGACGUGUACCACAUGGCCUCCAAGAUGACCGGUGGCAUUCAACGCGGUCUUAUUCUGAGGAACGAGAAAGCUAAUGACAAUUACAACACUGACUUCAUCUACCGACUUUACUCUGAAGAGGGCAAGGGACUCUUCACUGCUAGGAUGAAUGUGCUUGGUCACAUGCAACAAGGCGGUUCCCCCACUCCCUUCGACCGCAACAUGGGUACAAAGAUGGCGGCCAAGUGCCUCCACUGGCUCGUCGAAACCUUGCAGAAGGGACCUGCCAACACGCCCGACACGGCGUGCUUGCUCGGCAUGGUCAAGAGGCAGUACAAGUUCACCCCGUUAGAAGAUCUGAAAGCUCAAACCAACUUCUCUCAAAGGAUUCCCAAACAGCAAUGGUGGGUAAAGCUGCGUCCAUUGCUGCGUAUCCUGGCCAAGCACGACUCUACCUACGAGGAAGAAGGGAUGUACAUGACUGUGGAACAAGGGGACAUCGACUCCGACGAUGUCCUGUAAACAUGACAAUGUAACAAUGGCUUUAGUAUUGACGCUCGCCAUUUUUAACAUCACUUAUUUAUUGCAAUGGUACAAUAGGAUUGUGAAGUUAAAAUGAUCGACGGGUCACAAGUUUAGUAUAGAUGUGUAAUUUAGGAGAUCUUUUUAAACAAAUUAGUAUUUUUGUAGUUUUAAUGAAUCUAUUAUUUUAGAAAUAAACACUCAAAAUUUAUGGUUAAAUUAUUUUCUCUUUAUUCUAUUGGCUUCUAAGUGUUUUAUUUAAAAGAUUUAUAAUAUCUACCUACUCUUCAUUCUAUUUGAACAUUAUAGUAGCAAAGAACGCCAGCCAAUAUUUAUAAGAACACUGGCUUAUUAGGUAAUUAAUCAAACAAAAAAACAUAAUGUAUGGCUGUGGAGUAACGUGUAAAAUCAUAUAAUAUUUAACAUAGAUUCAAUUUAUUUUUGGAAUUUGAUACGUAUAUCACGCAUCAUUUUUAUAGUUUUAAGUAAUAACAAUUAUUAUUUAUUGCAAAUAUUAAAUCAUCUGCUCUAUAACUGUUAAAAUGAGUUUCUAAAAAUCUAGUGAAAAUAUACAACUUUUGUUAUUUUUUAUUUUUAAAGCCAGUGAAGUUUGUGUUAAAUCAUGCUUCAAUUGGAGCGAUUUUAGUUCAUAUUGUAGCAGUAUUUUUUCGACAUUAUUUUUUGUAAUAUAGAUUAUUCUUUUUACGUAAAGUUCGGCGGCAAAUAAAGUAUAACCUGUUAUCAAUUCUCAAAGAU
Molecule: messenger RNA, 3368 nt
Organism: Amyelois transitella
Lineage: Eukaryota; Metazoa; Arthropoda; Insecta; Lepidoptera; Pyralidae
Gene: Pfk
Product: ATP-dependent 6-phosphofructokinase
Exons: 16
Coding region: 168-2612 (814 amino acids)
Biological process (GO): canonical glycolysis; fructose 1,6-bisphosphate metabolic process; fructose 6-phosphate metabolic process
Cellular component (GO): 6-phosphofructokinase complex; cytoplasm
Molecular function (GO): fructose-6-phosphate binding; monosaccharide binding; 6-phosphofructokinase activity
Source: RefSeq, a predicted model, not a curated record